Molecule: messenger RNA, 1260 nt
Organism: Umbelopsis ramanniana AG
Lineage: Eukaryota; Fungi; Mucoromycota; Umbelopsidomycetes; Umbelopsidales; Umbelopsidaceae
Exons: 1
Coding region: 120-965 (281 amino acids)
Source: RefSeq, a predicted model, not a curated record
CAAGCACUCUUCUUUUUUCUACACAUCACCGAAAAACCUCCUUACUUUUUAUUUAUUUAUCUGCUGAUCCCCUCCCUUUAUAAAUAGGCACCUCCAACGUCUUCAUACCAUCAAGAAAAAUGUCCAGGUCUUCCUUGUCGGGGCGAUCACACACUACUUCUUCAUCCGACGAUGAUCGACGACCUUAUGAUGCAGUAGAACAGUCGAAAUUUCAUCCUGCAAAGAAUGGACAAGUCCCCUUAGGUGUAGUCAAGUCAUAUGCUACUCGAGUUGGCUGGCUCAACAACCACAUCCCCGCAAGCUUUGGGUUCUCAAAACAGUGGAAAAAGCGCUAUUUCGUUUUGGUCGAUUCCAUGCUGUUUAUCUACAAAGACGAUAACCCCAACUUGGUUUGGCGAAACUUUAUGGAAUUAUCCAAAGAUACCAUCGUAUUUGUCACCAAUGAAUUUGGUAACAAGCUGUAUUGCAUUGAAAUCCGAAAACCGGGACAAGAACGCAGUUGGUAUGUUCAAGCCGAUGGCCCAGACGAUACGAAAGUGUGGUUAAAUGACCUGAAGGGUACUGUCAAGUGGAUUAAAACCGGGAAACGCGAUGAAGAUGAUGUCGCUAGCACAUUGUCGGAUUCGGUGUCCAGCCUUGACUUGUCAGUCAACCGACAUUCGCAACAACAGCAGCAGCAGCAUCUUGUCCAACCUCCGCCACCCGCACCGGAAUACACUAAUCGACCUCCCCCGCCCGUUCCUUCUGAUCCCAGGUCACCGACUCGAUAUAAGAUGAUGCCCCCUCCCCUUCCUCCGCCAACUAGUAUUUUGCCCCCCACACCGACUUCACGAAGUCCUCCCAUCAGUCGAUCAAAUUCUUUCAGACAAGUUCCCCCACCUACUCCACCUCCAUUCACAAGUCUACCUGCCAUUCCAGGUAACUCACCUUAUGUAAAAUCCCCCGCCAAAGCCUCUCGUUCUUAAGAAAUAAGGGAAAACAAGGAAAUAUCCGCAAGCAGCUGUUUUAUUACCAACUUCUUUUACUAGAAGACCUCCAUCCCCCCCCUUUGAAGUCCAGCAAAUACGCAUGUGAAACAAUCUAAUUGUCGCCAAGCUUGCGAGUGCUGCCCUGUACUAUAUACUUUAUUUCUUACCCUCAUUUGGCUAUCUAUGUCUGUUCAUUAUUCUAAUACGUUUCUGCUUUUGAUAACAAAAUGCAAGAAAUAGAACAUGUUUUUUAAGUAAAAAAGGAAAAAGAGAAACGAAAGCAAGGUUCAAA